Messenger RNA from Seriola dumerili (greater amberjack), 1259 nucleotides. Its product is annotated as transmembrane protein 176B-like. The record is from RefSeq and is a predicted model, not a curated record. NCBI's taxonomy places the organism in Eukaryota, Metazoa, Chordata, Actinopteri, Carangiformes, Carangidae. The coding region runs from base 135 to 875 and encodes 246 amino acids. Gene Ontology annotation, cellular component: membrane. The transcript has 7 exons.
CUGGUAACAGGCUGGCACCAGCUCCUCUGCUUCUCUCCUAAAUACUAACUGCGCAACAGAAGGAAAGGCAGGUUCUCAGGCAGAGCGGGACGGUGUUGCUCUCUCCGCUAACACACAGAAACAAUCUCGGCAGGAUGUCUGUCUCCGUGACCAGAGCUGAUGGGGUCACUGUGUUCACUUUGACCUCUAACCCCCAAAGUCCUUGCCCUCCACUGUGCCAAAUCCUCAAGGCCCUUUGCUACAACCCUGUGUGCUGCACUGUGUCUCAGCACCUUAGGAGGGUCCAGAGAAUGUCUCAGUCAGUACUAGGGGCUCUGCACAUUAUGGUUGGGUUGCUCAACAUUGGCCUCGGAGCGAUUCUCUGCUGCACUCGUGGCGGCUCUUGGUGGCAAAUGGACGAAACCUUGUUUCCUUUUUGGAUGGGAGCAUUGUUUAUGUUAUUUGGCAUCAUGUGCAUUUUGUCUGAGAAGUACCCCAGUCCAUGUGUGGUCAUCGUCAAUGUGAUUCUGAAUCUGGCAGCAGUUGCUUUUGCCAUUGCAGCCAUCAUACUCUACAGCAUUAAUCUGGCAAACAUAUGGCUGUGGUGGAUGUGUGACCAUGAGGAUUAUAACUACAGUUUCAGACAACAGGUGACACUAUCUCCUGAGGAGGCUGGCAUGCAGGAAAAAUGCAUGGAGGCCCGGGCACUGAGUCUGAUGCUCUUAAGAAGCAUCAAUGCUGUGCUGAUUGUCUUGUCAGCCCUGGAGCUCUGUGUCGCCAUCAGCUCAGCCACCAUGGGGAUCAAGGCUCUGAGGAGCAAGGAGAAGACAGAAAACGAGAGCACUGCUGAUCCAGAGCUCUACAAACCACUACUGGAGGAAGUCACCACCAAGUAAACCACACAGCCUGAGGGAAAAUCUCUGCUUAGCACUAUCAGGUACCAGGAACUGUAAUCCGUAGCAAAAUGCCAUUGACUGUAUGUACGUCAAUGAUGAACACUAAUUCAGCUGGUACCAUCUUUGCCAAACUUCUUAAAAAUAUUUGCACUUGUACUUCAGAGUAGAUGUUGUUAAUAAUCUGCACUUUGAACGCUGCUUUCCAUUUCAUUCUCUUUUUUUAAACUGUUCCCGUUGAUCACGAUCUUUUGAGUAAUGUGCCUUAUAUUCAAUGUGUUUGUUGUUGGAGGUUCAAGCAUGUGUGUGUAGCGCUGAUAGACAUACGGUUAUUUUACAGUGUUAAACCGUGUUGAAAAAUAAAGGCAUCAGAACUAUUGACAGUGA